Messenger RNA from Hemicordylus capensis (graceful crag lizard), 8081 nucleotides. Its product is annotated as zinc finger protein 420-like. NCBI's taxonomy places the organism in Eukaryota, Metazoa, Chordata, Lepidosauria, Squamata, Cordylidae. Gene Ontology annotation, biological process: regulation of DNA-templated transcription. Bases 3804 to 6620 code for a protein of 938 amino acids. The transcript is spliced from 5 exons. The record is from RefSeq and is a predicted model, not a curated record.
GUGGCAGGGGAGCGUGGGGUCCUGCCCGCACAGUGAACCCAGGCGGCCUCCCUCUUCUGGGCCGCCUGCACGCUCACAAGCUCGCGUGGCAGCAGGCACCACGAGGGUCAGCCCAGAGAUGGCAGGAGGAGGAUGGGCCUGCGAGAGGGAAAGGGCGGCUCGAGGCUCCCAGGCACACGCAGGGCCCUAUGACUGCUCCUCCACCCCUGCAGCCCGAGCCGAGCUGCCGAGCUCUCAUCUGCCACACCACCACCCCCCCGCAAAAGAGAAAGAUGAAGCCACCACUCAUCUGCAGCAGUGCUGGGGCACUUUCAUGUGUGUGUGUGUGUAUUUUUCUUGCAGAGGCGAGGGCUGGUUGGUAUCUUCCCCGGGGAUUCCAGAUUGGCUGCAUCUUCCGACUACUCUGCUAUUCUCAGAGGCGGAUUAACGUAGUAGCAAAUGUAGCAUUUGCUAUGGGCCCCACUUUUUGAGGGCCCCACACGCCCGGUUUCCAACGGGGAAUUAAAGUUAAAACUUUACCUGUUUUAUCUGGUCCAUGUUCGAUAAAAUAUCCCUUUUCUGCUAAAUGUGCCUUUUAAGAGAAGGCCCAGCACAGCAUCUGUCCAGUGGCUGUUGCUGGUGCCUAUUAAUUUUUCUUUUUAGAGUGUGAGCCCUUUGGAGACAGAGAAUCAUCGAUCCACUCUUUAUUUUUCUGUGUAUUCCACGUUGAGGAUUUUGAUUGAAAAAAUGGUAUAUAAAUGUUCACUGUUGUUGUAGUAAGUGUGAGUUUGUGACUUGGUCUCCCAUACUCCAAAAUACAGCAAAUGAAAAAAUUGAAUCACUUUACUAUGCAAGUAAAUAAUUUAUGUUUUAAUAUUUAUGUGAUUUUUAAAAAAAAAUUAGGGCCCCUUUAUAACAUAUGCCACAGGCCCCGCAUUAGCUUAAUCCAGCCCUGGCUAUUCUCCCCCGUAUGUUACCCCUUUCCUUCAGGUUCACUGCUAGGUCAGGUUUCCGCUCCCCACACUUCCCUCUUCUCCCAUUUUAAUAAUGCAACCUUUUAUAGUCUUGGAAGGAAUUCAAAAUUUUCUUCGUUUUUGAAGCCAUCAAGCACCCAGACAUCUUCCUCCUACUUCUUGGUUUGGAUUUUUAUUUUUUAAUUUAUUUAUUUGGUGGGGUGUGUGUCUUGUUUUUCGUCAGCCCUAAUAAGAUAGGGUCUCUUUCUUUAUUUUCAGAUUUCCCUUUAGUUUUUAAUCAGUUCUCAAUCAGUUUAAUCAGUUCUCAAUUGGUUUUGCCAUCUCAUGAAUGGAGGGGAGGGGCCGUUAUUGUGCACUAGUAUCUCACUCCACAAUCUUUCUUUGCAGGAGGGACAACUUUCCUUCCAUACAGUUUUUUUUUAAGACAAGAGUUGGGAGGUGGGUAACCUCUUUUCAGGGGGUUCUUGAGUUCCCUCCCCUACAUUGAGUUCAGUUGCCUUCCCUUCCCCUUUGCACACAAACGGAAAGGGAAGGGAGGAACCUCCAUGACAGCAAGGAGAGGAGAGCUGGUCUUGUGGUAGCAAACAUGGCUUGUCCCCUUAGCUAAGCAGGGUCUGCCCUGGUUGCAUAUGAAUGGGAGACUAGAAGUGUGAGCUCUGCAGGAUAUUCUCCUUAGGGGAUGGAGCCGCUCUGGGAAAAGCAGAAGGUUCCAAGUUCCCUCCUUGACAUCUCCAAGAUAGGGCUGAGAGAGAUUCCUGCCUGCAACCUUGGAGAAGCUGCUGCCAGUCUGUGAAGACAAUACUGAGCUAGACUGACCAAUGGUCUGACUCAGUAUAUGGCAGCUUCCUAUGUUCCUAUGUUCCAAGUUACCAAAAUAGGGGAUUUCAUUAAAAGACGAUGAUGAAAUCAUAGGAAAAGGAAGAGGGAGUGUUUGUCUCUUGACGGAUGUAUUUGACCAUUAAACUGUGUGAACCUUUGAGCUAUACAAAACUCUCCCAACUCUUUUUAUUUUUUUAAUUUGAUUUGAUUUGUAUACUGCCACUCGAAAAUGGCUCAGAGCAGUUUAUUAAUAAAUUGGAUUGAGGAAAUGCGCCUAAGUGUGCUUAGGAGCGUGACCACCCAGACCCACAGGGUAGACCGCUCACUGGUUGCAGGGUGACUGAAGGAUCAACUCCGACUAAAGGUACUUACUGGUCCUCCAGGAGCAAUCCCAUACAGUCGGCUUAAUUGUGGGAGAGAGGUAGCAUAGAGCGAAUCAAUUCGCCAACUCAUAAAAACCAACACACGAAGUGGAUUUUUAAAUUAUUAUUAUUUUUACAUUUAUAUCCCACUCUUCCUCCAAGGAGCCCAGAGCGGUGUACUACAUUCUUGAGUUUCUCUUUCACAAAAACCCUGUGAAGUAGGUCAGGCUGAGAGAGAAGUGACUGGCCCAGAGUCACCCAGCUAGUUUCAUGGCUGAAUGGGGAUUUGAACUCUGGUCUCCCCGGUCCUAGUCCAGCACUCUAACCACUACACCACGCUGGCUCUUUCACCCCGUACAUGAAUCGGGCUAAGCUCCAAUGCACAACUGAAUCGUGUAUGGAGUGCUCCCUGUGAAUCUGGAUGAUAUGUGAACACACAUCUGCCCUUCUGUGGGGGAAGCAAAGUAUAAUAAUUUUAAUAAUUUUAAAAAUUUGUUUUAAUCAUUAUUUUAUUCAGUUGUUUUUAUUGUCAUGUAUUUUAAUUUGUGACUUUUAAAUAUUUUAAAUUUUGUAAACCGCCUAGAGAUGUGCAUAUCAGGUGUACAUAUCAUAAUCAUAUAAAAAUAUGAUUAAAUACAUAAAUAAAAUUGCCAUCUGGGAAUAGCUCAGGCUGGUAAUGAUUGCUGCCACCACCUACCCUCCUUUAGGAUAGGGUCUUUCCUCCCGCUUUCCUUGGGUAUCCUGGGAUACCCAAGCCACCCAACAUCCGAUAGAAAUCAAUAAAGGAUUCUCACAGGACAGGUGCAAUUGGUGACCCCGUAGGCUCCAAGGCUCGUUGAUGUGGUACUAGGGAACUUCCCUCCCCUUACCCACAGAGCAUUCCAAACCAUUCUUCGAAAGCAGUUUUUUAAUUCUCUGGAGCACUUGAUUGCUGAAUAUGACAAAUAAGAAUACUAAAAUAUUUAUAUACCGCUUUUCAACAAAAUGUUCCCCAAACAAAUCAGUUUGUAAGAUUCACAGGCACACAAGAAACAAGCAACCUAAGGCAAUGUCUGUCUAAGAACAUUUCCUCCCACUGUGUUUUCUCAGAUGGAACUCUUUCCUUAAAGCAUUUCUUAAACUGCAGCUUUCUCAGUCCAGCCCUCCCAAUGAAAACAGUGGGGAGUGUGAUUCCAGCCUUUUCUGCUCCUCUCUCUCUCCAGCUUCCAACAGACUGAACUACAAAACAGAACGUAGCUCCAAACUUAACUGAGCUAUUGACCACCCCCCCAAAAGAGGGGGAAAUAUCUUUCAAUUUGGAUUGGUCUCAGGCUGGCUACAAGUCACAGGGCUCCUGUAGAUUUCCAGGUCCUGUCACCUCCCUAGCUACCCACUACAGUGAAGUUGUAAAAUAAAUAUGUAUUGAUUGAUGGUUCUCUCUGAUUCACAAGAUUCCUUUUUUCUCUCUUCUCAAGGAGAAGGAAAAAUUUGCAGGUAAAUCAAUUGCUUGUUUGGAGAAAACCAUAACUUUUUUUCUCUUCUAAGGAGAAGGAAUAAUUUGCAGGUAAAUCAAUUGCUUGUUUGGAGAAAACCAUAACUUGAAAGACUCUUUGGCCAUAUAAGACUAACUGUUGGUCUAAGAAGAUUUUCUGGCUGCACUGGAAGUUUCAUUUGAGCUCAAGAACAAAAAAUGGAUUUGCAAAGCCCAGUAAGUAAUGGAUCAGAGAAAGGAGUAGAAAAAGACCUUCAAAGCAUCCAGGCUGGGAGUAGCAGGGAAUUCUGGGAAAGAACAGUGCAGAAGGUCUUGGAAGGAGACUCCACCAGCUCCGAUGUCGAAUGCCCGAGACUCAGGCACUUCCGCUACCAGGAGGCUGAAGGACCCAGAGAAGUUUGCAGCAGACUCCACACCCGUUGCCAUCAGCGGCUGAAGCCAAAAAAGCACACCAAAGCUCAGAUGCUGGACCUGCUGAUCCUGGAGCACUUCCUGACUGCCCUGCCCCCAGAGAUGGAGAGCUGGGUCAGAGAGUGCGGAGUGGAGACCAGUUCCCAGGCGGUGGCCCUGGCAGAAGGUUUCCUCCUGAGCCAGGCAGAGGAGAAGAGGCAGGAGGAGCAGCAGGCACUGGAUAUGUUAGCCAAAGUGGCCACUGAUCCCCUGCAGCCAGAGAAGGCUCCAUCAGACACCAGGCAGAGGCUGCUCGUCAGGGGGAUUGUGCGGGAGGAGAAGGAGGAUGGAAGAACCACCUCACUGGGCAGUGAAAUGACCCUGGAGAUUCCUUCUAGGCCUUCUCCUCUUGGUGGUGGAGUGGACAGGAUUUCUGUGCAGUCACUGGAUCAGGGACCUGUGUCCUUUGAGGAGGUGGCUGUGUGUUUCUCUGAGGAGGAGUGGGCUUUGCUGGAUCCAGGCCAAAGGGCUCUGCAUAGGGAAGUCAUGGAGGAGACUUCUGGGCAUCUGGCCUCGCUGGGUAAUCAGAGGAAGAACAGAAAUAAAGGGGAAGUAUUGAGAAGAAAAACUGAAGAAAAAGAGAAGAAGGAGAAGAAGACUGCAGCAUCUGAACGGACAAACCUCCAUGCAAUUCCAAUCAAAGAUAAGGCUAGUAACACUCCUCUAAGAGGAAACAUUUUAACUAAUAAACCACACCGCAGUGCACAUGACAGCAUCCAUACAAGUCUGAAAGCAUAUCAAUGCAUAAUGUGUGGAAAAAGCUUCAGCAAUUGGUUGAACUUUUAUGAACACCAAAGAACCCACACAGGAGAGAAAACAUGCUUGGAGUGUGGAAAGAGUUUCAGUCAUGACAACGCCGGUGUAGUCCACCACUGUGUCUGCAAAGAAGAGAAACCAGAGACAUGUUUCAAGUAUGGAAAGAGCUUCAUUGGUAGAGAUAAGCUUCCUUCACAUCCAAGAAUCCACACAGGAGAGAAACCAUAUAUGUGCUCAGUGUGCAGAAAGAGUUUCAGUCGGAAGGACAAUCUUUCUGUCCAUCAAAGAAUCCACACAGGGGAAAAACCAUAUGCAUGCACAGAGUGUGGAAAGAUCUUCAGUCGGAAGGACAUUCUUUCUGCCCAUCGGAGUAUCCACACAGGCAAGAAACCAUAUUCGUGCUCAGAGUGUGGAAAGAGUUUCAUUUGGAAGGGUCAGCUUUCUGUCCAUCAAAGAAUCCACACAGUUGGGAAACCAUAUACAUGCUCAGAGUGUGGAAAGAGUUUCAGUUGGAAGGGCCAGCUUUCUGCCCAUCAAAAAAUCCACACAGGAGAGAAACCAUAUACGUGCUCAGAGUGUGGAAAGAGUUUCAGUUGGAAGGGCCAGCUUUCUGCCCAUCAAAGAAUCCACACAGGAGAGAAACCAUAUAUGUGCUCAGAGUGUGGGAAGAGUUUCAGUUGGAAGGGCCAACUUUCUGUCCAUCAAAGAAUCCACACAGGAGAGAAACCAUAUACAUUCUCAGACUGUGGAAAAGGCUUCUAUGAGAAGGGCCAGCGUUCUGUCCCUCCAAGAAUCCGCACAGGGGAGAAACCAUAUACGUGCUCAGUGUGCAGAAAGAGUUUCAGCCGGAAGGACCAUCUUUCUGUCCAUCAAAGAAUCCACACUGGGGAGAAACCGUAUACUUGCUCAGAAUGCGGAAAGUUCUUCAGUCGGAAGGACAUUCUUUCUGCCCAUCGGAGUAUCCACACAGGCGAGAAACCAUAUACGUGCUCAGAGUGUGGAAGGCGUUUCAUUUGGAAGGGCCAGCUUUCUGUCCAUCAGAGAAUACACACAGGAGAGAAACCGUAUAUUUGUUCAGAGUGUGGAAAGAGGUUCAAUCGAAAGGGUGAUCUUUCUGCCCAUCAAAGAACCCACACAGUUAGGAAACUUUAUAUAUGCUCAGAGUGUGGAAAGAGUUUCAGUUGGAAGGGCCAGCUUUCUGUCCAUCAAAGAAUUCACACAGGGGAGAAACCAUAUAAGUGCUCAGAAUGUGGAAAGAGCUUUAGUCGGAAGGAAAAUCUUUCUGCCCACCAAAGAACCCACACAGGGGAGAAACCUUAUAAGUGCUCAGAGUGUGGAAAGAGCUUUAGCCGGAAGGAUCGUCUUUCUGCCCAUCAAAGUAACCACACAGGUGAAAAACCAUAUACAUGCUCAGAGUGUGGAAAGAGUUUCAGUUGGAAGGGCCAGCUUUCUGUCCAUCAAAGAAUCCAUACAGGGGAGAAACCAUAUAAGUGCUCAGAAUGUGGAAAGAGCUUCAGCCGGAAGGAAAAUCUUUCUGCCCACCAAAGAAUCCACACAGGGGAGAAACCAUAUAAGUGUUCAGAGUGUGGUAAAAGCUUCAGUCGGAAAGAUUAUCUUUCUGCUCAUCAAAGUAUCCACACAGGGGAGAAACCAUAUACAUGCUCAGAGUGUGGAAAGAAUUUCACUUGGAAGGGCCAGCUUUCUAUUCAUCAAAGAAUCCAUAUGAGAGAGAAACCACACACACGGACUUCUUCCUUCCCCCUCACCUCCGCCAUACAAUCGUUCCUUGUGAAGCCUGGUGGGGUCUGAUGAAUUAAGGGGCCUGUGGGAUCUGAAUGGAGAAAAUCUCCCCUGGAGGGUUGGUGACCACUUUCCUCUAAAGUACACGCUUGUGCUCCAGUUAAUUUUUACUACCAAGCACAGACACCACGUGCCCCAGAGAAAAGUGCUAAAGACUCUCCCAACAGCAGCAUUGCUGGCAGAGUCUCAGGAUCCUGUGCCAUUUCCUCCCUGAUGCCUCUCAAGAGAUGGCAGAAGUGUGUGUACAGCUGGAAGUGGGGGAAGAGAGGCAAGCAGUUCCCUUUGGAGCCCUCCCAAAUCACCUCCUGGUAGCAUAGGAAGGAGGCAAGUGCAUUGUGCUACCAUGGGGCAGAGGAAGAGAGGAGAAAGCAAUAGCCAGUAGCAGCUAGUGGCCAAAGGACUGGGUGGCCCCUUGCAGCUGAGGUCACUGACAGUGUACUUUGGCCACUUUUGAUCUGGGGGAGGGAAUGGAUUGGGAAACGGAAGCCUGCAGUGGGAGAUGGGGACAUUAAGAAAUGAAACCAUCAGUACCAACUCACUCCUCCCUCUAGCUGCUUAAUAAUGAGACAAGGAAGUGUUAGGUCGUGGGGUGAAUGUCGGUACAGGAUGCAGAAAUACGACUGGGUCACUCAGAGUCCAAGGCUGUGUCAAGGUCUCCCUAGGAGCAGAGACAAGAGAUGCCCUGGGACUUUUAGACACAGCAAGCUUUACCACGGGUUUACUGGAAGGCUUUACUGCAAACUUGGAAGUUGUCCCACCAAACUGACACAAAUAGUGGAUUUUUUAACCACAGGUGUAAAUCGGGCUACACUCUAACGUGCAGUGAAGAACCCGAAUUGUGAGUGAACUGCUCCCCGAUAACUCUCAGGGGCUUUGGGGUAAAUCUGGCUGAUAUGUGAACACACCCCCUCCAUUCCAGAGGAGGUGCGAGUUGAAUGGCUUUAAAAGCCCUGUUUGAAAAAUUUCCUGCUAACUGAACAAAGUGGUGAAUCUCUUAUAUUAAGUGGGGGAGAGGGUGGUCGUGAGGAGAAACUUAAGUAUGUAGUACACCGCUCUGGGCUCCUUGGAGGAAGAGCGGGAGAUAAAAUGGUUUUUUUAAAAAAACAAACCCAAAACUCCUAUCAAUCCCAGCACAGACUCUUUCCAGUGGCUGUUGCUGGAAGGAGUGUAGUGGAGCAGGGACAAGAAGGUUCAGAGACUUGGAACUCCUGCUGCUGCCGGGCCACCCCCCACCCUUGUCGCCAUUGCCGAAUCGCACCCACCCAUGCACCGGUGCACAAUUUUCUGCUGCCCCCACCGCCUCUCCUCCCCCACCUGGUGCUGGGCCUCCUCCUCCCCCCACCUCCUGCAAGAUCUCUUUGGAAGUCUCAUCCUAAGUCCUCUGGCAGGACUUCUGGCAAGAUCACCCGUGUCUCUCAAUUGUCUGUCUGGAAAGAGCAGACUGACUUUAGAAAUAAAAGAUGGCCUUGC